CUGCUCUGCUCUGUCUCAGUACACGCCAAGAUGAGCUACGGAUCUGAUGUCUUCUCCUCCUCUUCCUACCGGAGGAUUUUCGGGGAUUCUCCCCGUUAUGCAUCUCCUUCGCGGACCACCAUGAAUGUUUCCUCCCGGGGAGGAGGUUACCGGUCCUCCUCUCUGUCCCGGAGCAACGCUUCAUCCCUGGGCACGUACAGCAAAAAGUCCGGCCGCUCCUUCUCGUCCAUGCCGCUGGAGACCUUCGACCUGACACAGAGCAGCGUCCUCAACAAUGAGUUCAAAAUCGUCCGCACCAACGAAAAGGAGCAAAUGCAAGGCCUCAAUGACCGCUUUGCAAUGUUCAUUGACAAAGUGCGCAACUUGGAGCAACACAACAAAGUGCUGGAGACGGAGCUGUUCGCUCUGCGCCAGAAGCAGGCAGAGCCGUCCCGCCUGGCCGAGCUCUACCAGCAGGAGAUCCGCGAACUGCGCUCCCAGCUCGAAGAACUGAACGGAGAGAAGUCCCAGCUGAUGAUCGAGAGGGACAACAUUGACGACGACCUGCAGAAAGUCAGGGGCAAAUACGAGGAGGAGUUCCGUGCCCGGGAAGAGGCAGAGGCCCUGCUCAAAGCUUUUAAGAAAGAUGUAGAUGAUGCCACCAUGGUGCGCCUGGACCUGGAGAAGAAGGUGGAAUCUCUUCUGGAUGAGAUCAACUUCCUUAGGAAGGUGCACGAGGAGGAGGUGGUCGAGCUGUCGGACAUGAUCCAGGCUGCCCAGGUGUCUGUGGAGAUGGAGGUGUCCAAACCGGACCUCACCUCCGCCCUCAAAGAGAUCCGCGGCCAGUACGAGUCCAUGGCUUCCAAGAACCUGCAGUCCGCCGAGGAGUGGUACAAGACCAAGUUUGCGGACCUAUCCGAGCAGGCCAACCGGAGCAACGAGGCCAUCCGCAGCAGCAGGGAGGAGGUGAACGAGUUUAGGAGGCAGCUGCAGUCCAAGACUAUCGAGAUAGAGAGUCUGAGGGGAACCAACGAGUCUCUGGAAAGGCAGAUGCGGGAGAUGGAGGAUAGGCACAAUGUGGAGAUGGGAACCUACCAGGAGAGCAUGGCAGAGCUGGAGAAUGAGCUGCGGACCACUAAGGGCGAGAUGGCCCGUCACCUGAGGGAGUACCAGGAUCUGCUCAAUGUCAAGAUGGCACUGGAUAUUGAAAUUGCAGCUUACAGGAAACUCCUGGAAGGGGAGGAGACCCGCAUUGGGACAGGCAUCAACUACAGCAGCCCCGCCAUAGGUGCCAGCAUGGGGCAAGGCUACAGCUACCAGUCCCGCAUGUACACCAGCUCUAGCAAGAGCUCCAAGAAGGAGGGCAAGCAGGAGGAGCAGCAGCAGCAGCAGCAGCAGAGCAAAUCUGGAGGCAAGGUGAUCCAGCGUGAAGUUUAUGAGGAGACGGUGGUCACCACCCAGAAGCAGCAAGACUCCAAUGAUGUUCCCACCAUUCAGAAAAACUAAGAGUCAUACUGUAAGCCUGUUCUCAACCCUGUAUCCUGCAAAUUCUCUCCUCUCUCCAUCUUGAAACAAACCUUGAGCAUUAACGUCUCACUCACUUGUGGGGAUCUUAGUUGAUAGCCAUGCUUUGCCUUCUUAUUAUAAGCAUAGUAAGAUUGCCAUGGUCUUUAACAUAUAGUGUUGGGUUGGUAGGUUUGUUUUAAGUUGGUUUAUCCCCUCUUGUUACCCCGUCUCCCCACAUGUGUUCUCCCAAAAGGAAAUCCAUUAUAACUCUACUAUAACCAUCACUCUAUACAAUACCACAUUUCAACAGUUUCUGCUGUUUACUCUUCCACAAACUAAACAUCAAACAAUAACAAGCACUUAGGUAGCAGUGACAAAAUGUAACACCAACACACAAUAGAUAAAAACCUCUGGUCAUGCACUACAACCACAAGCUGUGAGAUGCUCUCAACACAUUCCAAUAGUAGCAUGUGUGUUUGAGUGUAACUGUGCGCACAAAAGAUUCAAAACACAUCAGCUGGUAUCCGUCCCUCUCCAAACAAUCCUUUCAUACAGUAGAAAUAAAAACAUCUCCUGAAACAAUGAUCAUAGUUGAGUGAGAAAGCACACAAUUAUUGGAAACCUGCCAAAAUAAAAGACAAUAAUAUAUGAUAGCUUUUACUGAGCCAUUGUGUUUGGUCUCUUUUUGUCUGUAUCUCUUCUUGCACAAUAUUUCUUACCUCAGUCACUGCAUCAGUGCUUUGUCUGGGUUUCUAUCAGCUCUGCAUGACAACAGUAUAAAAGAGGAUAAUGCGAGCGAUGACCCUUUUUUAAACUUCCCAAUGAAGUUUAAUUUAAAAAAGUUAUUAUAGCUUUUUAAAUGAGAUGAAGAUUUGAGGUAAACAAGAAAACAAGUAUAUUGAUGGAGCAUAACUUGCAUGGUGUAUGUAGACCGCAUUCUUGCAUGGACUCCACCCACCCAUCAUUCAAAGUUUGGCCUUUGCCUUCCUUCUCACUAUUGAUCAUAAUGAGAAUCAUCAUGCUCAUUAUCAUUAAUAACAGCAAUAGAAAUGUGCUUGUUAGCCCAGGCCAGAUUUGAGACUGCUGCUAUAAAUCUUAGGACUGUGAUGGACUGGUGAUCUCCACUGUAAAGAUAAGGAGGGAUGCUAUGCUUUAAGGCACUAAUACGAGAAUAGAAAAGACCUAAUUUGGUAGUGAUGGAUUAGGAGAAAAAGAAAAGUUGAGCAAAAAUACUAAAAUACUAUACUAAAAAAGAGUUUUCUCUGUGCAGUCAAGUCAAUUAGACACUGAAUUGGAAAUUAUGCUUUAGUGCAAAUGCAUGAGAUUCUCUAUGAUCCAUGUAGUUAUGAUGGACAGUUUGCAUAUUUAACUCCAUUUCACAUAUGCUACUUAUGAUGCUUGAAACACAUUAGAGCUCCAGGAUCCAUACUAUAUCAUUUACCCUGAAGAAAAUACAUCCCAGUGUAAAUUGAGAACCUGCCAGACUAUGAUGUGUUUGAAACAACUUGACCUCUCUCUUUGUAACUGUGGCCAUGACUGCAUUAAAACGCCUGUUGUAGUCCGAUCUCACCGGUAGAAAUCCUUAAGUAUGAAAGACUUGUAGCUUGUUUUUCUGCUUGUGCACUGCCAACUCUUACACACUUAUCUUACUGCUGGUCAUCGCACGCACACACACACACACACACACACACACACACACACACACACACACACACACACACACACACACACACACACACACACACACAAUGAAUGAAAACAAAACAAACAGCUCAUUGUUUUGCAGGCUGUUCUGAAUCAGGUUGACUGCUGCUGUAUUAGAGGCUUGUGAUCAGUACCUUUGUGCAGUAGUAAGUGUGUUUGUAUCUACACAGUGGCCUAUCAUACAUGGAUGUUUUGGCAUUUUCUGUCAAGCAGAACAAAAAUCUCAGAAGGACAAGAAGUUAUAGACAAAAGCAGCAUUUUAUAGUAAACAGCUAUAAGAAUGGAUGAAUGGUUCAGGGUUGCAAAUGUCUAAGCCUUUAUCUUUCUAUGACAAAACCAAAAUAGUUUUCAUGGAUGUCUGCAGAAAAAUGUAACUACUCCUACAACACUGCCAAACUUUUCAAAAUGCACAUGCAACACCACUUCAUGCAGAACCAAGCAUUUUCUGGAAAUACAGUUCAGUAUAUCAUCAAUCUGAAUCCAAGAAGCAAGACUUAGCCAUAGAACAAAUACUGUAGGAUUUAAAAAUGCCUUAAAACACCAGCAGCUUUUCCUCUGGCCAUGUGUGUGAAUCUGCUUAGUGGGUGUUUAAUCAUUAUUAUCUCUUGAUUAGUGUCCAUUAGAGCUAUUAUUGCUUCAAACGCAUAGGGAUUGAAUGUAGAUGUCAUGCUAUUCUAUUUACUGUUAUUACUACUUAUGUAUUCCUGUAUGACACCAUAUUAAUAAAGACUUGACGUUACUGAGGUGCA
This is a messenger RNA of Paralichthys olivaceus (Japanese flounder), 3938 nucleotides long. It is a transcript of the gene inab, whose product is annotated as internexin neuronal intermediate filament protein, alpha b. Gene Ontology annotation, molecular function: structural constituent of postsynaptic intermediate filament cytoskeleton. Gene Ontology annotation, biological process: intermediate filament organization. Lineage: Eukaryota; Metazoa; Chordata; Actinopteri; Pleuronectiformes; Paralichthyidae. Gene Ontology annotation, cellular component: cytoplasm; intermediate filament; postsynaptic intermediate filament cytoskeleton. The record is from RefSeq and is a predicted model, not a curated record.